Messenger RNA from Condylura cristata (star-nosed mole), 3766 nucleotides. RefSeq names its product Rho guanine nucleotide exchange factor (GEF) 3 (gene ARHGEF3). The transcript is spliced from 10 exons. Gene Ontology annotation, biological process: positive regulation of Rho protein signal transduction; intracellular signal transduction. Gene Ontology annotation, molecular function: guanyl-nucleotide exchange factor activity. The record is from RefSeq and is a predicted model, not a curated record. The coding region runs from base 353 to 1975 and encodes 540 amino acids. NCBI's taxonomy places the organism in Eukaryota, Metazoa, Chordata, Mammalia, Eulipotyphla, Talpidae.
CAGAGGUAUCCAGCAGCCUGGAUUCAUCCUCUAUCUUGGAAAAGUAUUUCACUGCUUUGAGAAAUUCUGAAGACUCUCCUGGCCACAUUGUGGGCUUGUUUUGAAUGGAUUGUUUUUUUUUAAUUUUUCUAUUUAAAUGCUAGGAAGGCUGGGUUUAUUUCAAAGAAGAUUUCUGAUUGCUGAGGCUAGCAAGGGCAUAAAAUGACUUGAGAUUUUCUCAGCAGAAUUCCAGAUUCAGGCAAGAUUUUUCUAAGCACCUACUAUGUUCAAAACAUCCUGUAGGGAUAUUCUGGAGAAUCUAAAGUUCUGCCUUAACCCUCUAAACUUUGAAAGCAAUGGCUGAAAAAGAAAGAUGAGCAUCUUGAGGCUCCCUCUGGAAAUGAUCGAGGCUCACCACAAUUUGCAAGUUUGGCUUUCUCCGUCAAAAGUUGGUGACUUCAUGGGCUGCCCAGCGUCUUCUGCAGGUCAGAUGGAGCUUAGGAAGACAAGGGAGCCUAGUAACAAGCGGGUCAAACCCCUUUCCAGAGUCACAUCACUAGCAAACCUCAUCCCCCCUGUGAAGACUACACCAUUAAAACGCUUCAGCCAAACCCUGCAGCGCUCUAUUAGCUUCCGUAGUGAGAGCCGGCCUGACAUCCUCACCCCCCGACCCUGGUCCAGAAAUGCAGCCUCGUCAAGCACCAAGCGGAGAGAUAGCAAGCUGUGGAGUGAGACCUUUGACGUGUGCGUCAAUCAGAUGCUUACAUCCAAAGAAAUCAAACGUCAAGAGGCAAUCUUUGAACUUUCCCAAGGAGAAGAAGACCUGAUAGAGGACUUGAAAUUAGCAAAAAAGGCCUAUCAUGACCCCAUGCUGAAACUCUCCAUAAUGACAGAACAAGAAUUGAAUCAAAUUUUUGGAACACUGGACUCUCUAAUUCCUCUACAUGAAGAACUCCUUAGUCAGCUUCGAGAUGUUCGGAAGCCUGAUGGCUCAACUGAAUAUGUUGGUCCCAUCCUUGUUGGCUGGCUGCCUUGUCUCAGCUCCUACGAUAGCUACUGCAGCAAUCAAGUAGCCGCCAAAGCUCUGCUGGACCACAAAAAACAAGAUCACCGAGUCCAAGAUUUCCUGCAGCGAUGUUUAGAAUCCCCCUUUAGCCGCAAACUAGACCUCUGGAAUUUCCUUGAUAUUCCAAGAAGCCGUUUGGUAAAAUACCCUCUGUUGCUUCGAGAAAUUUUGAGGCACACACCAAAUGAUAAUCCAGAUCAGCAGCACCUGGAAGAAGCUAUAAACAUCAUUCAGGGAAUUGUGGCAGAAAUCAACACCAAGACAGGAGAAUCUGAAUGCCGCUAUUAUAAAGAGCGACUUCUUUACUUGGAAGAAGGCCAGAAAGACUCCCUGAUUGACAACUCGAGAGUACUGUGUUGUCAUGGUGAACUAAAGAACAACCGGGGUGUGAAACUACAUGUUUUUCUGUUCCAAGAAGUGCUUGUGAUCACACGAGCAGUCACCCACAAUGAGCAGCUCUGCUACCAGUUGUACCGGCAGCCGAUUCCUGUGAAGGACCUCCUACUGGAAGACCUGCAGGAUGGAGAAGUGAGGCUGGGAGGCUCCCUACGUGGGGCAUUCAGCAACAAUGAGAGAAUUAAAAACUUCUUCAGAGUAAGUUUCAAAAGUGGAUCCCAAAGUCAGACCCACUCACUACAAGCCAAUGACACCUUCAACAAACAGCAGUGGCUCAAUUGUAUUCGUCAAGCCAAAGAAACGAUUCUGUGUGCUUCCGGGCAGGUUGGGGGGCUUGACUCCGAGGGACCAUUCCUAAAUCCCACCACCGAAAUCAGGGAGCCACAGGGAGAAACAAAACUGGAGCAGAUGGACCAAUCUGACAGUGAGUCAGACUGUAGUAUGGACACGAGUGAGGUCAGCCUUGACUGUGAGCGCAUGGAACAGACAGAUUCUUCCUGUGGGAACAGUAGGCACAUUGAAAGCAAUGUCUGACAGAAGCCUGCAUACUUCCUGGAAGUAGUCUUGUGUCUUACCUGUACAGUAUUUUGCAUUCCACAUAUGGAACGGUUUGGAGAAGCACUUUUUAAUACUUUUGUGACCAUGUUGAGCUAGUCUCUUGUAUCUGUACCUUUGUCCCUCGUACUGUAACUGCCAGUCUGUCUAUGAGCUGGAAUAUGUGGCAACCAUUAACCUGUGUUGUAGUCACAAAUGUCUGAGUGGAUGGAGAGUUAGUUGAACAACUUACUUUCAAUUGUCCUGCUGGAUUUUAAAAAGUCAAAAGAAAAAGACUCUCCACUACUGUUUCAUGUAGAUUGCUGGAAAAGUCCUUCUUCAGUGCUUUUCUAGCUCUUUGACAUGGUAACUGAAGGCUUGGAAAUUAGAGGGCCUUGCAAACAAGACAUGAAGGAAGUCACUUGUGUAUUUAAUAGCACUUAAGGAGAACCAGGAAAGAUCCAUGCAUGGCGUGAACUUGUUUCAAUGUUAUCCAACUAGAAAGCUUGAAAACAUCCUGGGGAUUCUGGAGGCUUAAUUCUGCAGAGGAAGAAGCUCUGUCUUGACCUUGCAGCUUCAUCCAGUGCAAAUUGAUGCAAUAGUCUAUUUGGACAUGAAAGGACCAGCACAAAAGCAGCUGCCAGCUCUGAAUCUUGAACUUAAAUGUGCAUCACAUCAAAAGGUCUCUGUCAUAGUUGCUGGCUUGCCUUUGAAAGCCUGACUAGCCUAAAACAUCAGACUAGAAUUCCAUGAGCUGGGAAAAUUACACAGGAUAACAAGAGGGCCCCACGUUCAUUGUUUCACCUCUCUGCGCCUACUUAUUUUCUAGAGCAUAAGUGAAGAGCUGAGGAAAGGUGAUUGACUGAGUCAGUGACUAUUUACAGAAACGUGAGAAGAAGAAUUUGGAAGAAGUGCAGCAUCAUGACUUUAUGUGGGAAAGAUUAAAAGAAAAAAGUAAAGGCCAGUGCCUCUAGGGAAGGCCAGAGUCUUGCAUUUUCCUGCUCUGUUUUUGGGGUAACCAGUUUGUGGCCUCCGAUUCCUUGCUGAUCAGAAUCAUAAUCACAGUUCUCCAGAGGCCAAUUUACUUAACCCUGUGUUUAAUUAGGAUCAGGUAGCCAAACUAGUAACCUCUCUCCAGUCUGGACUUACAUGCAGGAUGGGUUGCAGACCUUAGAAGACAAAUUAACCGAAUACACAGAAAAGCUCCCUGUGAGUGUAAAUAUUAAAAUGACCUGUGCAACAUUAUACCACACCAGCACUAGUUGUAAUGAUUCUAAAUUAUUGCCAAAAAGUUUUUUUUUAAUCUUUUGUGUCUUUCAAGUUUACAAAAAGAAAAGCAGUAAAUACUAUGUUUUCAUUUUAUUAUGUACAUCAACUAUGUGUAUUCAGAGAAGCUGUGUGACAAGAUUUAUCAAUAUAAAAACAAGCUAUAUUAUUUUUCAAAAACAAAAAAUAUUGUCAAUUUUACCCUGUAAAACAUAUUUCUGUAUUUAUAGAUUUUAAAUAUGGUGAAUUUUUUUUCUAUUACAAGUUUAUUUAAAACUACUUUGUUUCUGAAGUUGUUGCUGAUUAAUGAAGAAGAAUUUGGAAGAAGUGCUACAGAUAAAAGGAGAAGAAAGCCAAGAACCAUUUUUUGAUGGUAGAACAGUGAACAGUUCUUUGUAGGAGUCAUCUGCUACUUUGGCCAGUGUGUCAAGGAAAGAGGUUUGUUAAGUGUUGACCUCUGGGAAGAAAGCCAUUGGCUAUUUUGAAGAAAUGAGUGUUUUUUUGUAUAAUGGCCUUAAACUUUUC